AUGAUUCUCUCUAAAACCCUAAUCCGACGAUCUUUCUCGACCUUCGCUUCUUCUCCUUCAGAUUCCCUUCUCGCCGACAAAGCUUUAACCAUUCUCAGACGCCACCCUUACCAACUACAAUACCUCUCUGCAAAUUUCACUCCAGACGCAGCCUCUAAUCUUCUCCUCAAAUCUCAGAACGAUCAGGAAUUGAUCCUAAAGUUCCUGAAUUGGGCGAAACCUCAUCAAUUCUUCACCCUCCGUUGCAAAUGCAUCACUCUCCACAUCCUCACCAAAUUCAAGCUCUACAAAACCGCUCAAACCCUCGCGGAGGAUGUCGCCACCAAAACCCUAGACGAAGAAGAUGCUUCUCUCGUCUUCCGAUCGCUACAAGAGACCUACGAUCUGUGCGGUUCCACUUCCUCCGUCUUCGAUUUGGUAGUGAAAUCUUACUCCCGCUUGAGUUUGAUCGAUAAGGCUCUGAGUAUCAUCCAUCUCGCUCAAUCUCAUGGCUUUAUGCCUGGAGUUUUGGCGUACAAUGCUGUUUUAGACGCUACGAUUAGAUCCAAGAGAAACAUCAGCUUCGCUGAGAAUGUGUUCAAAGAAAUGCUGGAAAGUCAAGUUUCUCCGAAUGUCUUCACUUACAAUAUCUUGAUUAGAGGGUUUUGCUCUGCUGGGAAUUUAGAUGUUGCUCUGCAGUUUUUCAAUCUAAUGGAGAAGAAAGGUUGUUUGCCUAAUGUUGUCACUUACAACACAUUGAUCGAUGGGUAUUGUAAGCUGCGUAAGAUCGAUGAUGGGUUUGAGCUUCUGAGAUCAAUGGCGUUAAAGGGUUUAGAGCCUAAUCUGAUCUCUUACAAUGUCGUCAUUAACGGGUUAUGUAGAGAAGGGAGGAUGAAAGAGACGAGCUUGGUACUCACGGAGAUGAACAGGAGAGGGUUCUCUCUUGACGAAGUCACUUACAACACACUUAUUAAAGGGUAUUGUAAAGAAGGUAACUUUCACCAAGCUCUUGUCAUGCACGCAGAGAUGCUUAGACAUGGGUUGUCUCCUAGUGUCAUCACUUACACUUCACUGAUACAUAGCAUGUGUAAAGCCGGAAAUAUGAACAGGGCUAUAGAGUUUCUUGAUCAGAUGCGUGUGAGAGGGCUUUGCCCGAACGAGCGUACUUACACGACAUUGGUUGAUGGGUUUUCACAAAAGGGGUAUAUGAAUGAAGCUUACAGGGUUUUGAAAGAGAUGACUGAUCAUGGGUUUUCUCCGUCGAUUGUGACUUAUAACGCUCUGAUCAACGGACAUUGUGUUGCUGGGAAGAUGGAAGAUGCGAUUACAGUUUUCGAUGAUAUGAAGGAGAAAGGUUUGGCUCCAGAUGUAGUGAGCUACAGCACGGUGUUAUCUGGUUUCUGUAGAAGCUACGAUGUAGAUGAAGCGCUUAGAGUCAAGAGGGAGAUGGUUGAGAAAGGUAUUCAACCCGAUACAAUCACCUACUCAUCACUGAUACAAGGGUUUUGUGAGCAGAGAAGGACAAAGGAAGCUUGUGAUCUUUUCGACGAAAUGCUGAAUCUUGGACUUGCACCUGAUGAGUUUACAUACACAGCCUUGAUCAAUGCUCAUUGUGCAGAAGGAGGGUUGGAGAAAGCUCUAAACUUGCACAACGAAAUGGUAGAGAAAGGGUUAUUGCCUGAUGUUGUCACUUAUAGCGUUCUUAUCAACGGGCUUAACAAGCAAGCUCGAACAAGAGAAGCGAAAAGACUUUUGCUCAAGCUGUUCUACGAUGAAACAGUCCCUAGCGAUGUCACGUACCAAACACUCAUAGAGAAUUGCAGUAACAUCGAGUUCAAGAGCGUGGUAUCUCUCAUUAAAGGGUUCUGUAUGAAAGGGAUGAUGAUUGAAGCUGAUAGAGUUUUCGAGUCUAUGCUUGAGAAAAACCAUAAACCCGAUGGUACUGCGUAUAACGUUAUGAUCCAUGGUCAUUGCAGAGGAGGAGAUGUUUACAAAGCGUAUAGUCUAUACAAAGAGAUGGUGAGAUCCGGGUUUCUUCUGCAUACCGUGACGGUUAUUGCUCUGGUUAAAGCGUUGCACAAGGAAGAUAUGGUUGGUGAAUUGAAUUGCGUUAUUGAAAAUGUGUUGAGAAGCUGUGAGUUGAGUGAAGCAGAGCAAGCUAAAGUGCUUGUGGAAAUCAAUCAUAGAGAAGGGAAUAUGGAUUUGGUUCUUAAUUUGCUUGCUGAAAUGGCUAAAGAUGGGUUCCUUCCGAAUAGUAGAAUUUAA
Thlaspi arvense is the source of this 2244-nucleotide messenger RNA. The record is from the annotation of a GenBank genome assembly. NCBI's taxonomy places the organism in Eukaryota, Viridiplantae, Streptophyta, Magnoliopsida, Brassicales, Brassicaceae.